CGUAAUGACUUGCGAGCAAUGGUAUACUGUAUCGAGCGGCGUGGCCCGCUUGACUCUGAGUCGCCAUGGAGCAGGCUGACGUCGACUUAAUCGGUAACCUGGCACGUCAACAUAGGCUGAGCGCUGAAGGCUUCCAGUGCUUUCGCGAAAGCAGAUCCUGUGCACAAAGAAGGUUUAGACUAUCUAUGAGCAGCCGGCUCGUCUCAUAGGCAGCUUAUGGCUCAGGUCAUCUCAGCUGUUUGAGUUUGAUUCGCUUUAGCCAGGAGGACCAGGUGUACAUCUUAAAUGAGCUGAUAGGAGGAGGUGCUUCGCUCACGUCGCCCAUCCCGCAUGAGUCCACCAGCGCCUCGUGGUGGUGGCCCGCCUCGUGGCUCAGACCCGCGGCACCUCUGGGGCCCGGAGGGCAAGGAGCAGGCGACGAGGGCUGUCAGCAGCAACCGCAGCAGCCAUCGCAACAGCCGCAUGAGAAUGACAACACCUCAUCAGUCACAGCGCCCACCAGCGUGCCUGUCAGCGCCAGCCGCUGUCCAGCUGUCGUCAGCGCCGCUCAAACCCUGCUGCUCGCCAACAGGCAUCGGCAUGACAGGGCUCGUCACAGCAGGCGCGUUCCUGAUGCUGUUCAAGGCCGUGGUCCAGGCGUUGUGCAGCAUUGAGGCGGAGCCGGGGUGCCCGGCGUGGGUGACUAGCAGCGCAGCGCUGGGCGACGCUCGCCAGCUGGUGCGCGCCCAGGUCCUGCUGUACGGCGGCGUGUGGGCAUACCUGGGCGCGCACCAGCUGGCGACGGGCAGCGGGCUGCCAGGGUGGGUGCGGUUCGUGCCGGCGUGGGUGCGGCACUUCACGGCGUGGGUGCGGCACUUCACGGCGUGGGCCGCGGUGGAGGGCCUCGCAUUCACGGCCGCCCUUGCGAUGCACGGGGCGUCGGUGCUCGUGCACAGCCUGGUCCUGGACCUGGCCGUGCGCCUGGGCAUGUGGCUGCGUUUCCGCUGAUGGGGGGCACCGCACGUGGCUGAUGGGCCCCCUACGGUAUGUCUUCCUGCUGUGCGUUCCGUGCGCGGCGCUGUGUAGAUAGGGCAAGUGCAGCAUCAAAGCUGCAGCGCAACAUGCAUGGACCCCAGUAGUAAUGGCAGUAGCAAUUGGUAAGCUAGCGCGGUGGCAGGACGCUGCAGGCACCGCAGCUGGCACGUAUUCAACGGCCGGUUCGCAGGCGCGGUACUUUACGUAAUGCACGGAUCCUUUGAUGAGAGCGCUGGAUUCUAGCAACACAUCGACACGACGCGCAUAUCAUACACGUCAACAUAGGUAAUGCAUAGAACGCCACGUUUUGAUUGGGGUCGGGGGCAGGGAAGGACUGCGCCCCAGUAGUGCAGUACUGCUGGGUCCCGGUGAACGCUGCGCAGGGUCGGCGCCGUCCAUAAUAUGCACGGGGUUUGCGAACUGGGGAGUGGAGUGGAGAGCUGACAUCACUGGGGGACAAGCGCCUGGCAACCAUAGGGGCCCCCACUCGCUUUGCAGGCGCAUGUUAGGGACUGAGAGGCUGUGGGGGCUGAUGCGGGGCGCCUGUGUACCAUAUUACGUGUGACCGCGCCCCUGCAUUGGGUGGCGCGAGGCUGUGUCUUUCCUCACGGCCGCAGCGCUAGGUACCGUAUUAAGAAGACGUAACGUGUGCGGAACAGAACACCAAGCUUUACCGUGUGUGUGUGUGUGUGUGUGUGUGUGCGCGCGCGCGAACUGCUGUCGUUUUGAGGGCCCACGGGACGAGGCACGUUUGUUUCUCGGAUGCGACAUUGCUCCGACGGCAGCUGUUGUUUUGACGGCGCUCGGAUGCGACCUGGCUGCCGUGCAAGCGAGCAGAGUCUCGGUGAAGCCAGCGGAUGGAGGCAGCUUUAAGCGCUCCGGCAAGAAGCAAAGACUUGUCUUGCUUCUUGCUUCUUCAUACAGCUUGUGAAUUGGCUCUUCUACUUGCAAGACCGUGCUCUUCAAUCAUUCUCUUAUCUCCAAGUAAACUAUCGGCGCAGAGCGCAACGGGCAACCCAUCAGGGUAUCUGUAACACGCCUGCCGUCAAGCUAUUCUGCUCUUCUGUUUUCCUGCACCGUGACUCCAUCAGAGCCUGCUGACAGCACUGUGCCACUUCACACGCCUUGCCGGUGCGGAUUGGGAACUUGCUGGUGCUCACUUGUGUGCUGGCGCAGCCCAUGUUCUCUUUCGGUGUGCAGCCCGCUUGCGUGUUGGACUCAUCAGAUUGAGCCGCGCUCAGCCAUACAACCUGAUGAGUAGCCCAGCUACUGAUGACCCAGCUUGCCACAGGCACGCGGUAUCUAUGCCUUCCUCUUGCGGCUGUUAGAGGUGCUGAAAUGUUGCGGGGAACGUGGUCUAGUGGUGCAUGCCAGUAAGUGCUGGUGGUCUGUUGAUGGCUGGGCUUGGGCUGGGUUGUGCUCCAUGUUCGGUGUACGACCGUUUGGGUGUGGUGCGGUGCUGCCAGCCUGCCAAACAUAUAACGUCUGGAAUUUAUUACCUCCGUAAUGCCCACCUCAACUGGCUUUCAGCAUGGCGUGGGUUGCCACGGCCUCUGCAACUUGAUAGUGGGCCAACUGGGUGCUGGCCCGCCAAGCAUGCGCGUCACCAACCUCCAGAGCCCUCCAGAGCCCUCCAGAGCCCUCCAGAGCCCUCCAGAGCCCUUCAGAGGCCCGUGCAAAUCCCUCCAGAGGCUGAGCGGCUCUGAAACAGCUGUGUCAGGAAUGCCAGACCACCCUAAAUGCAGCAGGAAGCCGCUUUCUAGCUCUGGCUGCCUGCGAAGCAGCUGCAGGAGGACCUGAGCCCCGAUGCCCACCGUAAAUUCAGGAAGGCUGUGAAAGAAAUUCUCAACACUGGGCAGGCACACACGGCAGCAUGGCGACAGGUCAGAAUAUCGCAGUGCUUGGCUGCUGCUGUGCGGGGCCCGAGGGGCUGACGCAACGGGUGUUACAUGAACCAGCGGGUUGCCGCCUCACAGUCGCUGAUCCUUCCAGCUAGGAUCCGCAUCACUACGUCAGCCGACGGGGCCUUAAACUUUGGGCUUGGGAACUUCUACCUGCGCCAGGUGAUCCUCACGUCUCCGGCUGUCGCCAACCUGACCGAACCCCCAACACCACAAACACAGCAUUCAAGGCGGGCGUGGACAUGCUGCUCCUACUACCCCGACAAUGUUAGCUAUCUCAAGCGCGUCCAGAUUGUUGCACUGCAGAACGGAUACACCACCGAACAGUACAUGCUCGAGUGCCGAGUAUGUUUUAUGACUCCUGACAACCAGUGGGCAGCACAUUGGCGACAGUGGACUUACCACGACGCUGGAAUUCGCAGACCCAUACCCUAUUGACCGCCAGCUCUACCUGCACUUCAAGGUGCGCGCGGGGACGUGGCAGCAGGGCGUGUCAGGGCGCGAGCGACCAAUCAGUACAGUGUGCGCUGGGGCCCCAACUUCACGCGCCGUGUGAAGGAAUCAAGUGUCCUUUAUUUUGGCCAUCACUUCAGUGACGAUAUCGCAAAUAUUCAUGUCACAAUGAACGGAUGAGGUUUCGGCUGAGUUUUGGCUGGGUUUGUGCUGAGUUUCCUCCAAGUUUGUGCUGAGUUCCUUUAAGUUUCUGUG
This is a messenger RNA of Chlamydomonas reinhardtii, 3623 nucleotides long. RefSeq lists its product as uncharacterized. Bases 469 to 987 code for a protein of 172 amino acids. The transcript is spliced from 3 exons. The record is from RefSeq and is a predicted model, not a curated record. NCBI's taxonomy places the organism in Eukaryota, Viridiplantae, Chlorophyta, Chlorophyceae, Chlamydomonadales, Chlamydomonadaceae.